Messenger RNA from Lipotes vexillifer (Yangtze River dolphin), 3445 nucleotides. RefSeq names its product syndecan 2 (gene SDC2). The transcript has 5 exons. Gene Ontology annotation, biological process: dendrite morphogenesis; cell migration. Lineage: Eukaryota; Metazoa; Chordata; Mammalia; Artiodactyla; Lipotidae. Bases 604 to 1209 code for a protein of 201 amino acids. Gene Ontology annotation, cellular component: cell surface; membrane. The record is from RefSeq and is a predicted model, not a curated record.
AGACGCCGGGAGAAGCCCGGAGAAGCGGGCUCCGGAGGGAGGCUGGGAGCGGUAGAAGAGGAGGAGGAGAAAGGGAGGAGGACCCUGGGAGGGAGGCGUCGGCGCGGGAGGAGGAGGGGCGCAGCCGCUGAGCCACUAGCUCCGCUCCGACGCGCUUCUCUCCAGAUACUCCGGGAGCUCCAGCCGCGCGGAACAGGCGCUCCCACCGCUCUGUACCCAAACUUCAGCUGCAGCUACAUUCCAAGCCACCUAAUUUAUUCCUCAAAAAUCAGAAACGGAGCCGCGACACGGGGAAGGAGUCCGCGGAGGAGUACAACAACAGCAGAGCAAGAAGAGCUCCAGAGAGCUGCCUCACCGGAGCAACAGCUAGGCAUCGGUUGUGUAGGAACCAACAAGUGAGAAGGCGCCGCGUUCCCGGGGCGCAGCCGCAGGCGCAGCAGGAGGAAGCGAGAGCCCGGAGCCCGAGCUCCCGAGCCCGAGCGGCGGUCGCUGCGGCUGCUCUGCUCCGGUCCUUCUGCGCAGGCUGCGCCGGGCGCUGGGCGAGAGACUUCGUUUUUCCCUCGUUGCAAAGCGGCGGCUGGGAGCAGCCGGGUCCCGGGGAAUAUGCGGCGCGCUUGGAUCCUGCUCACCUUGGGCUUGGUGGCCUGCGUGUCGGCGGAGUCGCGGGCAGAGCUGACAUCUGAUAAAGACAUGUACCUUGACAACAGCUCCAUUGAAGGCUCAGGAGUAUAUCCUAUUGAUGACGAUGACUAUGCUUCUGCAUCAGGCUCGGGAGCUGAUGAGGACGGAGAGAGUCCAGAGCUGACCACAUCUCGACCCCUUCCAAAGAUUCCGUUCACCAUUGCUGCUCCGAGAGUGGAAACCACGACUCUGAACAAGAUACAGAAUAAGAUCCCUGCUCAGACAAAGUCACCUGAAGAAAUUGAUAAGGAAAAAGUUCACCUCUCUGACUCAGAAAGGAAAAUGGACCCAGCUGAAGAGGCUACAAAUGUGUAUACUGAAAAGCACUCAGACAAUCUGUUUAAACGAACAGAAGUCCUGGCAGCUGUCAUUGCUGGCGGAGUUAUCGGCUUUCUCUUUGCAAUUUUCCUUAUCCUGCUGUUGGUGUAUCGCAUGAGAAAGAAGGAUGAAGGAAGUUAUGACCUUGGAGAACGCAAACCAUCCAGUGCUGCUUAUCAGAAAGCACCUACUAAGGAGUUUUAUGCGUGAAAACUCCCAUUUAGUGUCUCUAUUUAUGAGAUCACUGAACUUUUAAAAAUAAAGCUUUUGCAUAGAAUAAUGAAGAUCUUUGUUUUUUUGUUUUUGUUUUUUUUCAUUAAAGAGCCAUUCUGGCACUUUAAUGAUAAAAUCCCAUUGUAUUUAAAACUUUUCAUGUAUUCCUUUAGAACAACAUAAAAAUUCAAAGUUAACAUCUGCAGUGUUCUGUGAAUAGCAGUGGCAAAAUAUUAUGUUAUAAAAACCCUCAAUGUUCAUGGAAUCGGUUUAAACUUUUAUGUGCAAAUAUGAAAAGAGUGUUUUUAUCCUGCGGUUUGAAGAUGAAAGCUGUUUCAUUUGAGUCUGCAUGUCUCAGAUUGACCUUACCAAGUUCGUCUUACUUUGUUAAUUUAUCUGUUGUUCCCCUCUCCUCUGCUCGCCCCUCUUGGCCCCUUGAAAACAAAACAAAACUCUAUGCCUUUUGUAGCUGUUACGGUGCGGUUUGUCUUUGGAAAUUUCAGAUAAUGGUAAUUUAGUGUAUAUGUGAUUUUCAAAUAUAUAAACUUUAACCUCCACUUUGUAUAAAUUUUUAAGUGUCAGACUAUCCGUUUUACACUUGCUUUGUUUUUCAUUACCUGUAGCUUCAGGCAGAUUUGCAACAGCGAAUUAAUGUUUAAAAUUGGAUUAUCACCGCAAAACUGUUUAGUCAUGUCUGUCUAAUCAGAUCUUCUUUUGGGAGGAUUUGAGUUACUGACAAGCCUCAGCAAACCCAAAGAUGAUAACAGUAUUUUGAGAAGUUGCUGCAGAUUCCUUUGGCCACUGUAUUUGUUAAUUUCUUGCAAUUUGAAGGUACGAGUAGGGACUUAAGGAAAAAAUCCGUUUUUGUUCUUAAAAAUGCAUUUAAAUUGUAAACAUCUUUUUAAGCCUUUGAAGUGCCUAUGAUUCUGUGUAACUCUUCGCAGACUGGUGUUAAUGAGUAUAUAUAACGGUUAAAAAAAAAAAGUUGGUAUUUUAUAAGAACAGACGAUUAUAAUGGUAACUUUUGUAGUCUUACGAAUAGACGUAAAUUGUAAUUUGAGAACAUAAAAACUACUGAAUAAAUCAUGUGGCCUAAUAUUGAAAAUGUCACUGUUAUAAAUUUUGUACAUUUUCGGUCAAAUGUACACCUCCCCUUUGCUAACGACCGUCUGCUCUCAAGGAUGUUGUGGGUUUGAUUUCUGAGUGUUCCACAGUGUCUGUAAAUCAAAAACCAAAGAGCUCAGUGAUGAGGCUGUUUAUUACCAGAUUCACUUGUGAAUUGGCCAGAGGAAAUCUGAAUAUAUCAUCCUGUGUAUGUUUGAAAGUAGAUAUCGAAAGGGCGCCAGAGAGGGAAUUGUGACUUUUGCAACCUUUAUGGAGAUAGCUGAUGGCAAUAUUGAGACGAAUGCCUGCUCUUGCAAAUAACUUUUAGGACCAUAAAUUCCCAAGGACUAAAGGGGGCUUUCCUGACGUCGGUGUCUAUGGUUUAGUCCUGUAGAUUGUUUUACCUUCGAAACUGCUCCAAAUCUCUCCUGAAGCUUAACCGAAGAGGUAAUAGAUGGAAUACCAUAGUUCACACUGUAGGGGAUAAGAGUCAGGCAGGGAGGCUCUGUGCAUUAAAAGGAGGGCCUCACUGCUUAGGAAUGCAAUUGCCAGAAAGCCUGAGGAAGAGCUGGAAAUAUGAGAGUACCCUGUCUGGGGACUGCCUUUUAACUGAACAUUUCCUUUUUCUAUUUUACCACCAAUUUUGUUUUAAACUGUGAGUGGCCAAAGUAGGAAGACAGCAAAAACAGCCACCUUUCCAACAUGUAAUUUACUGUUAAUGAAGUAUGAAUCCUUCAUUUAGAGAACAUUCCCCGGAAUUGCCACAGAACUCAUUAAAAAAAAUUUUUUUUAAUGCAGCACUCGGAACAGUGUUGACGUCAAUUCUGAAUGGCCUUAAUUCUCAAAUUCCUGUCCAGUCACUUGCACAAUCAGUCCACUUUGAAGUGAUUAAAAGGAAGUGAUAGCACCUUCUUAAAGCUGCACAAUGUCCCUCGGUUACGGAGGUUAGGAACGUAGUGGGUAUACGUCUAACUGUGCAAAGCAUAGCGAAAUUCAGUUCGUAGAAUAACAACUGCUUGGAAUAUCCAUGCCAGGAAAAGGAGAUUUCUGGCAAACAUUUUGUCACUGCUGUAAAGCAAAAUAUUUGUUAAAGUGCCAAAAUAAAGUCUGUCAUGCUGAAAGUAAAAAA